AUGGCUCCUCUACCUGCAGGUCGGGACAAGAUCCCUGCCCACGACACUCUUUUCACCCGCGACACGCUGCCAGAGGAAUACGAUGCACAAUAUGAGAAGACUUAUCACGAGGACUCAGAGCUUCUUUCUACUAGCAAGCGCGGACUGAAUCCGCUCUCGCCUGAAAGUCUUUCAAACUGGGCCUAUGAUCAACUUCGUGGUCCUUAUGACAACCAGCCUCCUCCACCAGGUCAACCCCCUGACUAUUGGAAGCAUCGCCGACCUGCUCUUAUCUAUAUUCCUGACCACCCGCCGACUCAUCCACCGGCUCGACAACCUCCUUCUUCCUAUGAUCCUGGCUACCCAGAAAAUCCUGCUUAUGGUCGUGACAACCAGCCGCCGCGACCUGCUCCUGGUUACGAUCCUGGGUAUAGCCGUGAUAACCUACCGCCACGACCUGCUCCUCAUUACGAUCCUGGGUAUGGCCGUGGCCAGCUGCCGCCACGACCUCCUCCUCCUUAUGAGCCUGGGCACCCACCAGCUCAGCAGAUGCCCGCGAUACACGAUCCCCACGUCGACCAAACCCCUGGCCACGUUCCGCCUAAGCCAGCGGCUCCUUCGCUCGCAGAGAAGGCAGGGGGCGUCCACAACAUGGUUUAUAUUGGUGGGGUUAUAGGUGCUGUUGUGAUUAUUGCUGGUUUAAUCUUGAUCCUUAAGACGUGGAUGGAGAAGAGGAAGGAGAAGAAGGAAGCAGAGGGCGGCGGUGAUGGUGGUGGUGGUGAUAAUUAG
Messenger RNA from Fusarium coffeatum, 768 nucleotides. RefSeq lists its product as uncharacterized. Bases 1 to 768 code for a protein of 255 amino acids. Lineage: Eukaryota; Fungi; Ascomycota; Sordariomycetes; Hypocreales; Nectriaceae. The transcript has a single exon. The record is from RefSeq and is a predicted model, not a curated record.